Messenger RNA from Bathycoccus prasinos, 1572 nucleotides. RefSeq lists its product with no specific name. Lineage: Eukaryota; Viridiplantae; Chlorophyta; Mamiellophyceae; Mamiellales; Bathycoccaceae. The record is from RefSeq and is a predicted model, not a curated record. Bases 1 to 1572 code for a protein of 523 amino acids. The transcript has a single exon.
AUGCAAACGAGGUCAUCAGCGGCAGCCAACGCUGAGAAACCGUACGGCGACGUAUCGUUCACGCUCGAGUCUGGUUUGUCCACGGAUGAAAUUUUGAGGAAAUCUGAUUCGUCCUCGGCGAUUGUUUGGGACGAGUUUGAAUCGGAGAAAAUCAACUCGACGUCCGAUUUAUCCAAACAACGACGACGACGACGAGAAGAUGGAGAAGGAAACCACGACGACGACGACGACGACGAAAAAGUUAUCAAAGCGCCGGGUGCCGUCUUGAACGUAAAAUCGAGCAAGAAUUUAGACGUCCUCUCCACGUCGGAAAAUAUCGGCGUCAUGAUUGCCGUCGCCAGUCAAACGACAACCGCGCAAGACGUUUUGGACUUUUAUUCUCCCUUGGCGAAAUCCCACGUCGACGUCGGCAACGGCACGGGCGCUCCUGCCGCUGACGCCGCGGGUGGCGAGACACAAAAAAACCGCCGAUGGUCAAUCGGGAACAACACGGAGAUGACGAACAAAGAGAGAACGGACUUGUUGAGAAAGUUCUUGUGCGAGUGCGCGAAGAAAGGCAGUUUCAGUUUGAUCAUUUACGACGCGCACAGCGGGAGAGUGUGCGCGGCGCGCACGGCAGCCUCACCCAAAUUGUUUUUCGGCUUUGAUACCAUAAAAAAUAAAAAUCCAUCGAACGCAAACGAGGAAUGCAAGAGAGGCUUGUGCGUCUCGACGGACGAGAAGAGUUUAAUGAACGUCGACUUUUCUAUCUUACCUUCGGGUAGAUUCAUUUACGGCAGACAAUACGUGAAGCCGAUGGAGUUUACGGAGUUUUGGUCGACGGCGAGAGCGAACCGACCAGCGGUGCCGGCGAAGCAAAACUCGCCGGAACCGCGUUUGUCCGGAGAUUCAAUGAACUCUGCAGUAUCGAAGGAGGAGAAGAUAAUGAGUACAAGCAAUAGUGUUCAAACAACGCCUAGAUCGAAAGGUGGCGCGAGGUCAGACAAUCCAUACACGCCAGAUUCUGGAAUGAAGGACGACUACAUGAAAGCCAUGCGAUACGCGCCGACGGGCUCGAGAGGAGAUUUAAGAGACGUUUGGAACGCUGGCCGAGGCUCUUCGGCAGACAUUAACCCAGAAGAAGCGAAGAAAAUUCAAAAGCAAGUGGAAGAAAUUUCGAAAAUGUCGAGUGCGAUGAAGAGAGAACUCAUCAAUAACAAGAACAAAGAAGAUGAAAAUACUACGCCGAAAACACGCAUGGCGGAAAAUGAUACGGAUAAUACUCACGGACCUCCACUGAAGAAGAUUUCAAUCGAUCGCGCGUAUAGACCUCCAUCAAUGCGCAAAGAAAUGGAGGAGAAAAAGCAAAAGAAUUCUGAGAUAAAACUCCAAGAGAGACAGUUGGCGGAAUCUCUCGGAUAUUCCUUGACACACGCGCUUAUGCGAAUGAGCGAAGACCGUUUGAGCGGGGAAACGAUGCGAAGCUUGACGGAAUUUCACACUGCUAUUGCGAGUAAGAAAAAGGAAUCCGAAGUUCAAAAGAUGAGCAGUUUCUUUGCCUCUUCAUCUAUCCCUGAAAACAAGAGCACGUAA